This is a messenger RNA of Esox lucius (northern pike), 3817 nucleotides long. Its product is annotated as transmembrane protein 106C. The transcript has 12 exons. Lineage: Eukaryota; Metazoa; Chordata; Actinopteri; Esociformes; Esocidae. Bases 1176 to 1964 code for a protein of 262 amino acids. The record is from RefSeq and is a predicted model, not a curated record.
AGGGUUAAUAAAAAGGACACAUUUGCAUGUACACUUGAGAUUGCAAAAAAUGGCGCCUGCAUGUUUAUGGUUUAUGCUGUAUACGUGUCCCCUCGCGUCCGUGUCCUUCUGUGCGGUCCUCCCGACAACACCCAAAGUCUUUGGCUUUGUGGCCAAACACCCAGCCGCAGAUAUGUACCACUGCUACCUGUUCCAAAGCAAGACGUUUUCUCACCUGCUCGUCUCCAUUAUUGGAGAUGCCUUUAGGGCCACCAACCGCGAGCAGAGUCUCAGAGUCGGAGGACGGGAUCUGAUCGUGGAGGCGCUUAGGCACAAGAAUAAGGUCCUUCAGAGGGAGAACACGGAGUUGAGGAUGAGACUCAAUGCAUCAGGAGAUGUAAGGGAAGCAGCAUAAAAUUCCACAGCAGGGAGGACACAUCCCCUCUACUGAGAAGAGGAAUUGAUCAUGACUGAUGUUUGAAGAGGAAUGGCUAUCGACCACAUAUUAUGCAGUUUGAGAUACCAAAUUAAACUUAAUUGAAAGAAAGAAUGUCUUUCUUAGGGAUAUUGUGUUGAUAUAUAUUAAUACAUUGUUGUAUUAUGCGAGCCGGUAUGUGCAAGCAUUUCAAUACUCGAUAUUCUUUCGAGUAUCCUUAAAAAGUUUAGUAACAGUCGCGUUUCAUGUGCUACUUGGAGCUAAAAAACUCGGACAUUACCGAUUAAGAUAAUUAGUUUAACGUGGCACGUGAUUAACGCAACCAAUUGUGAAGUUUGAACCCGUGUUAUAUGUACGCAAAGGGAAGAGAGUGGGUUGGAUUAACUACAUUAAUUCUAGUCGUUUCCGAGUUUAAGUUCCUUCUACCACAUGAAUGUGGCAUAAGCGCAGAGACCAAAAUCAAGCGAGACGUCACACACUCACUUUAAAUAAACAACAGUAAGCCAGAUCAGCAUGGCAGUGAGCCUUAAAACUUUGUUUCCAAACGUCAUCUAAACUCCAAAAGAAAACCCAUCGGAUCCACGUGGCUUUGGUGCCUCUUAUUAAGCAGACCAUUUUGUAAAUAGUGAACAGUUCAAGUGGGACAACGUCAAAUAUUACCCUUCUUUAACAAGUGCAUGAACAACACCACGAGAACAUGAAGUGGAACAGAACUUGAUAAUCUACAAGAAAUAUUGUCAACCAAAGAUAUAGCCUGCUCAUGGGCAUUCGGUGGUCCCGCGGUGGAAGCGACGGGAGCGUGCUGCUCAUUCCCGGUGUUGCGACGGCACAGUCGCGUGGCGACGACGACAACGACUCGCUGGAUGGGCUGCACCGGCGGGAGGACAUCGCCCAGUUCCCCUACGUUGAGUUCACCGGCAAGGACAGCAUUACCUGCCCGACAUGCCAGGGCACCGGGCACAUCCCCUCAGAGCAGGUAAAUGAGCUGGUGGCGCUGAUUCCCUACAGUGACCAGAGGCUCCGACCCCAAAGAACGAAGCUGUAUGUGGUCCUGUCAGUGGUGCUCUGUCUCCUGGCUUCUUCGCUGGUGGUCUUCUUCCUCUUCCCACGCCCUGUGGUGGUGGAGGAUGAUGGGAUACGCUCUGUCACCGUGCAGUUUGAUCCGGUCAACACGAAAGUCCUCAUGAAUAUGACGAGCUCCUUGAACUUCAGCAACUCCAACUUGUUCACGGUGACAGUGAACAGUCUGAACUGCCAGGUUCUCUACAUGAAGACGGUGAUCGGCACAAAGCAGCUGGACAAUGUCAUCACCAUACAGCCGCUGAGCCAGAGACAGGUGAACUUCACAGUCAGUGUUGAGAUCGGUGGGAGUGCAUCCUAUGUCUAUGCCUUCUGCACGAUGGCGAGCAUCAAGGUUCACAACAUCGUGGUUUUCAUGCAGACGUCCGUGAAGACCUCCUACAUGGUGCGCACAGGCCAGAACACUCUGGAAGCCUACCGCUUCAUUGACUGCGCUUCCAACUCCACGGUUCACCAGCCGCCCUGGUGACCGCGACCCUCCCUCACCCGGUCACUUGGGUCACGACCCGCCACGGCGGGGAGUGGUACGGUCCCGCACCAAGGGGUCCGGGUCACGAGAACCAAAGGUGUUCGUCAGGGUACCGGGAGCCUGGCCACUCGGAACCAUGGAAUUAUUCCAAAAUAAUGUAAUAACCUAGCCGUCGUUUUGACGUGUUUACUAAGUGUGACCGUUAGGUCAUCGGACACUAGCUCCUCAGUGAAUUAGUUUUUUUUGCCAUUUCGCAUUUGACUAGAGUUCGGGGUGAUACUUACCUGAAGCCUGCUAAGGAUUCAACUGGGCUGGGUUGGACUGGUCAUCCAGGGGCACGGUCGCCAAUGUUACUGGUCGGUGGUGACCGUGUACACUGCUGUCCUCACCCAAGUAUUUUGUAACUUUGAGGGCGUCUUGCAGCAUUUUUAGGGGGUGAUAAUGUGAAUUGAGUGGUUCGGCGCAGGGAGGUAAAGUUGGAUAAAACGACUAACAUUUUAUUGCACGAGACGGGAGAUUUGCUCCCUGUUAUUUAUAUCGAGGACUUGACAGUAGUUUAGGGAUGAGCUUAGGGAUGUUGCGCUGUUUACUACUGUACAUCAUACAUUUUAUGACAUUAUGUCCUUUUGCAAUUAGUAUAUUGUACAAAUUCCUGUUUGUUUAGUAUGUUACACAUUUCUUGAGAUCCCUGGGUACAUCUUUAAGGGUGUUUACAUGGAAUGUGGGAUCCUGGAGUGUUUGAGGGAGUUCUUCAAAAUAUCUUUCUUUCACAAGACCUGAAAAUAGAAAAUGCGAGAUGCACAUGGCAAUAACUUACAGGAAGCUGUAGUUACUGUGUCACAAUACUAGUUUCAGGAUUAGCUUCUGAAGUGUUUUUGUUUCUCACAUAUGGUUCUUUACUCAGAUCAGAGUACUAAACACGACAGGAUUCAUAUUGUACUGGGAUAUAUACGAAAGCACUCUCAGCUAAUUUAUUUAAAACUUGGAAAUGGAGUUAAAAAUGUUUUUUUCCUUUGUGUAAUUUAUCCACUGCAUAAUCUGGAUCAUACAAAAACCAGAGGCAACUGCUUCUUUUAAGGGAGCUUCACGGUCAACUAAUAUGAAAAAUACUGUACGUUUUAACACUGUUGGGGUAUCGGGAAGACAUUGCAAAAUGACAAGAUUUUUAAAUCUAUUAUACAGAAAGCACAGUCUUGCCGAUGACCGAGCACACUAGCACAGUGUAAUUUAUAAAUGUGGACAGUGUUUAUGGGUCCGAUUUGCACAUGACUUCUUCAGGGCUUGCUUACGAGACGUCAAUAGUUACAACCUCUGGUGUCCGUCAGGUCAGCGUGACCAAUGUGGUGUCACACAACCCGCAGUCGUUCUGUUGUGGUGCGCUUCUCUACAAUGUUGUUUACCUCCCAAAGUACAAACGGUCAUUGUUAUCGACCUACACAUAUGUUAGCUGACGUAAUGAAGUGAGUUGCAGUGUUGUGAGGGUAUUAAAAAGUGAUCUAGCUCGCUUUGCUGUUUAUUUUACUAGUUAGACAUUUGGGAUUGAUUUUGAAACGCGUGUAAAAUUGAAGGGUUCUUGAGUGCAUACAGUGGCACUCGGGCUACUCCCUAUUGUGUCUUGUACACACCAAGUAUGUUUGGCAAAAGCACAAACAGUUCUGGGACAAAGUUUCAGUUGAGAAAGGUGAAGUGAAAGAGGAGGUUUUAAAAAAAAAAAAAAAAAGUGUUGUAUGUUGAAGGGAUAUGAAAUCAUGCUUUUUUUAUUAAAUACAUUUUUGAUGAUUAAUUUUCAUAUUCUGAAUUGUAAAAUUUGUAUCAGAAUGGUUAACCAAUAAAGUGAAAAGAUUUAAGAUUUU